GCUCCUCUCUCGCACCCCCGCCUCGUAAGCCACCAGCGGCUCCAUUCGCCCAGUCCGGCCGCUCCAGUCCGGAUCUCGCUGCCACCCGACCCGGGUGCGAGUUUCAGCAGCUGGGAAGGAGGCGGCAGCGGCUGGCCCCGGCUCCCCUCGGCCGCCUCGUCAGCCCGAGGUUGGCGGGGGAGAGAGCGGCCCAGCAGCCCCGGGAGCCCCUCCGAGGACAAUGCACCCGGCGCUGGGCCACCCUCGCGCGCUCUCGUCCGCGCCCGCCUCCUUCCCGCUGCCGCCCGCCGCCGCCCGGCUGCAGCCCCUCUUCCUCCGGGGGGGCUCCUCCCGCGGCCGGAGAGGCUCGGGAGACAGCAGCACCAGCACCAGCACCAGCCGCGGUGGGGGCGGCGGCAGACGCGGCGGGGGCGGCGGCUCCCCAAGCAGCAGCACAGGCGCGGAGCGAGAGGACGACGACGAGAGCAUUAGCAUCAGCAAGCCACUGGUGCCUGCCGCCGCCGCCGCGCUCCCGGGGCCCCCGGCUCAGGGGGGCGCCCCGGUCUCCGCCACCGCGCCCGCCACCGCCUCCUCCACUUCCACGCCCACCUCUUCCUGCAGCAUGACCGCCGUGGACUUUGGCGCGGGCCCCGCAACCGGGGCCGUCGGGGGCCCCGGGAGCCGCUCAGCGGCGGGCGCAGGCGGCACCGGGACGGGCGGCGGCGCCUCCUGCUGCUCCUGCUGCUGUUGCUGCUGCGGCCGCCCCUCCCGGCCCGGCCGCAGGGGUCGGCGCCACGGCUGCUCGCCGAGCCCGGGAUGCCGCUGGGGCUACCAGGCGCUGUCUGUGGUGCUGCUACUGGCUCAGGGUGGUCUGCUGGACCUGUACCUCAUCGCCGUCACCGACCUGUACUGGUGCUCUUGGAUCGCCACUGACCUGGUGGUGGUGGUGGGCUGGGCCAUCUUUUUCGCCAAGAACAGCCGGGGCCGUCGGGGCGGUCCAGCAAGCAGCGCGCACAACCACCAUCAGCUCCACCACCACUCGGCGCCGCCUCUGCACCUACCGACUGCGGGGUCCGCGGGGGCCGGGGCUAAGGCUCGCGGGGGCCGAGGAGGCUCGGGGGCCGGGCCAGGGCCGGCCGGGGCGGUGGGCGAGUUCGCCUUUGCUUACCUGGCCUGGCUCAUCUACUCCAUCGCCUUCACUCCUAAGGUUGUGCUCAUCCUGGGAACGUCUAUCCUGGACCUCAUUGAGCUGCGAGCGCCCUUUGGCACCACGGGCUUCCGCCUCACCAUGGCUCUGUCCGUGCCGCUGCUCUACAGCCUGGUGCGUGCCAUCAGCGAGGCGGGCGCGCCCCCGGGCUCGGCGGGUCCCUUGCUCCUGCAGCCACAGCAGCAUCGCGCUGCGGGCUGCUUCCUGGGCACGUGUCUGGACCUGCUGGACAGCUUCACGCUGGUGGAGCUGAUGCUGGACGGCCGUGUGCCGCUUCCCGCGCACCUGCGCUACCUGCUCAUCGCCGUCUACUUCCUCACGCUUGCCUCCCCAGUGCUCUGGCUGUAUGAGCUGAACACCACCGCAGGAGCUCCGUCCUGGGGCCAGGCCUCCGGGCCUGGAAGCUGCAGCCGCCUUUUGCGCUUGCUGGGCGGCUGCCUGGUGGACGUGCCCUUGCUGGCGCUGCGCAGCCUCUUGGUCGUGAGCUACCAACAGCCGCUGUCCAUCUUCAUGCUCAAAAACCUCUUUUUCCUUGGCUGCCGUGGCCUGGAGGCCUUGGAGGGCUGCUGGGACCGAGGGAGUUGGGUUUCCCCAAGUCGGGCCAGAAGCAGCUAUGGUGCUCCUCCUUCUGCCCCCCCACCACCUCCACCACCGCCACCUCAGGGAGGGUCCCAGCGGGGCCACUUGGAAAAUGAAGGGGGUCCUCAUGGCUAUGUCAACACUCUAGCUGUGGCCUCUCAGAACUGAAAAAGGUGAAGGGCAGGGGCUCUAUUCUUGGCUUGAGAGUUUCCGGCCUCCUUGGCUCUGUUUAGAAAAGGUCACUGUUGAUAAGGCUGAUGGCCAGCGAAUUCUUCUGCACCCUAUGGGUGGAGACUACUUGGAGGGAGACCAGCAAUAUAUUGUGAGGGAGGAGGGUCCAUGUUCACCAUGGUUCUUCUCCAAAGUCUUGCCUGUUCUGACAUACAAGGGACUGGAUGAAUGUGCCACCUGCUCUUCUUGCCUUCGUUCUGUGGGGGAGAGAGAAGGAAGGGAGUGUUCAGGCAGGGAUGGUAGGCUUCGGUAGAUGAAGUGUGUUCGUGCGUGCGUGCAUGCGUGUGUGUGUGUGUGUCCGUGUGUGUGCAUCUGUGUGUAUG
This is a messenger RNA of Microtus ochrogaster (prairie vole), 2319 nucleotides long. RefSeq names its product transmembrane protein 121B (gene Tmem121b). Lineage: Eukaryota; Metazoa; Chordata; Mammalia; Rodentia; Cricetidae. The record is from RefSeq and is a predicted model, not a curated record.